UGCUGUAAACAUACCGGCUGUCUCUACAGAAACUUCUAGCUCCGCGUGCACCACAUUGUUCGCUUUAUUCUGUUCUACCAUUACGUAGGACGGUCAAGUAUUGCGUCUUUGACAGUUUUGAGGGACUGAUUCAAGUAAGAACAUUCAUUCAAGUUUGACGUUACUAUCGAAAGCUUUCACAACAGAAACCAUCCCAAAUUCUACAAACACCACGACACGAACCUCACAAGUAAGCAGGUGGGAAGUCGACGCGGCAGUUGCUGCGGUGAUCUGCCAAACACGGACGCGGCGUCUGCGACAGGUGAGCUUGACGGCUGUUGACGCGGACUGAGCUGCCAGCACGGCCGCCUGACUAAGUCCGCUUACUGACUUUGGACCAACGGCUCUGCCGCUGACUCAGAGGUGCUUUACAAAAAGCCCAGGAAUUAUAAUAUACAGUAUGGGAGCUUAUGCAAGCAGUUUUCACAAGAGUGGAGGACAGAUACUCCUGGACUCAACAGAUCCUUCUCAAGCAAACUGGAUUACAGCCCAUGCAGAAGCAUGCAAAUUGUCUGUUCCUGAGGUACUUAGGUGCUGGGAGAAUUUCCAGAUUUUUGAACCAGAUUCUAAUGGCAAUGUUGAGAUACAGAGACUAAAAGGAAACAACUUUUUCAGUAAACAGUUGCUAAAACAAUUGCCGUACAGGAAUGAUGGUCUUCUGACGUUUCAGACCUACUGCAGUGCUGUUUCUUGGCUUAGCAACUCAACCACAGAGGUGAAACUUCAAGGAUUAUAUCGCAUAUUAACAUCAAGCUCUCUUAGCAGAGAAAUGUUAGAAAAUAUCCUGCAAAUACUUUAUCCACAUGAGAGCCUAGAGGAAACGCAGCAACUAUGUAAUCUCAUAAUGCAAGAAAUUGAUACAAAAAAACAAGGAUAUAUUGAUGAAGAUCAGUUCAUGACAUGGAUGAACAAGUUACGAUGGGGGACACUGAAGAAUGUAUUACACUUUCCAGUCAUACCCCAUGAAGUCGCUGAAGAAAAUGAGCUGAAAACUCCCCAGCAAGUUACAGCUGUUAUCCAAGACCACAGGAAAAUAACAGAUCAACAGCUGUAUAAAAUUGCUACAGAGAUAGCCAGGAACAGAAGAGACUGGAGACUUCUGGCUAAUCACCUUGGAUUUUUAGAGAAGGACAGCAAGCAGUUUGAGAACAAACAUGCAGAACUACAACCCCAGAUCUUGGAAAUGCUGCAGGUGUGGAGGAAUAAAUCUGGCAACCAAGACCUUCGGCGGAUACUUCAGGCUGCCCUGAAAGACAGUGGGAAUGCUGACAUUUAUAACAAUGUUUUUCAACUUAAUUUUUGAUACUGUAAUUGUAAAAGACCACCUUCUUCUUGCCAUAUGCCUGCAGAAUUUUGUGUUGAUAAUUCGCUUAAAUGCUAAAACAUGCUGGGAUCUAUUUCUUGUACAGUCUAUUUCAAUAUGUAUUUUUAUAUUUUUUUAAAAAGUAUUAAUUCAUGUCUCCAUUCAUUUUCAAACUGUUUGGUCCAUUUCAGUGUCAUGAGCUUAUUCUACAUGCACUAGACACAAGGAUGGAAAAGCUGUCAAGAUAAGAUGGGAGACCAUCACAGGGCCUACUUAGAGUCAUGAAUUAAACUAACCUGCACCUGUUUGUUGACAUGCUCUUUAUUAUUUGUUUGAAAUUUAUUUUACUCUUGCCAUUUGCUUAUAGACACCAUCAUUUUGUUAUCUGGGCACUUUGCACUGCCAUGAUAUGACACGCAUGACGCCAUUGUGGCAUGACGUGGCUACGUCAUCUGGCAACAAUGUGAUAACAUUAUGUGCAUAAAAUAAAGGUAAAAUGUAGAAGGGAUGAUAAAAUCACAUUUUUGAUGUAGAAGGAAAUCUGAAGUAUUUAACAAUGCAAAAUAUUUAUGUUAAAACUAGAAUUUUAGAGUGUUAAUAUACACACAAAUCCACAAGUUAUUAACAGUUUUCAUACAGUGGCUUCUUCUACUGAUCUAUAAUGGCAGUUUUCCAAUAGGAGCUCCUCACAACUCGUACUUCUGUGUAAUGUUUACCUGCAUUAACAUUAACUGCCACCACAUUGUUAAUCUCGGGUGCUUGCCCCACAUAGGGUUGUGAUUUUAGCAGUAAAAUGUUGCACAUCAAGUUUUUAUUAUAUGGAAUGAAAUUUGAGAGUCAUAUAUCUUCUUCGGUUAUGUUGCAGUUAAUCACAAAUGUGGUCAAAAACAAAACAUCUAUGGGGCAAUUUUACUCAAAAUCAGACAUCUGUCCAUGUACAAUGGUAAUAAAAUUACAUUUUGACUGAUUUGGUUUUGAGUUGCUGUGUACAUAGGCUCACCUUCUCACACACAGGCACUUCAAAAGGGACAAAUU
This is a messenger RNA of Polypterus senegalus (gray bichir), 2377 nucleotides long. RefSeq lists its product as uncharacterized. The coding region runs from base 440 to 1342 and encodes 300 amino acids. The record is from RefSeq and is a predicted model, not a curated record. Gene Ontology annotation, molecular function: calcium ion binding; protein binding. Gene Ontology annotation, biological process: signal transduction. Lineage: Eukaryota; Metazoa; Chordata; Cladistia; Polypteriformes; Polypteridae. The transcript is spliced from 8 exons.